This is a messenger RNA of Lasiosphaeria miniovina, 2124 nucleotides long. Its product is annotated as Cupredoxin. The record is from RefSeq and is a predicted model, not a curated record. Lineage: Eukaryota; Fungi; Ascomycota; Sordariomycetes; Sordariales; Lasiosphaeriaceae. Gene Ontology annotation, molecular function: oxidoreductase activity; copper ion binding. The transcript is spliced from 6 exons. The coding region runs from base 1 to 1842 and encodes 613 amino acids.
AUGGUCUCAUCCAUCUUGGCCCAUCUGACGGCUCUCGUUGUGGCAGCAGCGCCGGCUGUUCUAGCAAGAGUGGCAUCUGACAGCUCCUCCCCAAAGCUGGUGGCCAGGAAGGACUGGGAGAGCCCGGUCUACAACUACCUGUAUCAGUUCCCGCUCCCCAUCCCUCCCAUCAAGACUCCCACCGCAACCAUCACCAACCCAGUGACCAACAAUCCCAUUGAUUACUAUGAGAUCUACAUCAAGAGCUUCACUCAACGCGUCUACCCCAACAAGGGGGACGCUACACUCAUAGGCUACGAUGGCAUUUCUCCUGGGCCAACCUUUCUGAUGCAGCGUGGCCGCGAAGCCGUGGUGCGCUUCAUCAACAACGCAACCAUGGCCAACUCAGUCCAUCUCCAUGGCUCAUACUCGCGUACGCCAUGGGACGGCUGGGCCGAGGAUGUAACGCAGCCAGGCCAGUUCAAAGACUAUUACUACCCCAACAGUCAACCGGCCCGCUUUCUGUGGUACCAUGACCACGCCAUCGAUCAUACGGCCGAGAAUGCCUACUUUGGCCAAGCCGGCGCCUACAUCCUGCACGACCCGGCAGAGGACAGUCUUGGUCUGCCGUCGGGCUAUGGAGUCUACGACAUACCGCUCGUCCUGUCAGCCAAACAGUACAACAACGACGGCACUCUCUUCAGCCCCGCCCAGGAAACGACGUCUCUGUACGGCGACGUGAUCCACGUCAACGGGCAGCCAUGGCCUUACCUGGCGGUAGAGCCGCGCAAGUACCGGCUCCGCUUCCUCGACGCGGCCAUCUCGCGGUCCUUCCUGCUCUACUUCCAGCGGUCGACGGGAUCAUCGGCCAAGAUCCCGUUCCAGGUCAUCGCGUCCGACGCCGGCCUGCUGACGGGCCCGCAGACGGUUGAUAAGCUGUACAUCAGUAUGGCCGAGCGCUACGAGAUCGUCUUUGACUUCACGUCGUUUGCCGGUCAGAACAUUACGCUGCGCAACACGAACGACAUUGCCGCCGACACCGACUACCUAAACACGGACAAGGUGAUGCGCUUCGUCGUGUCUCCGACAGCUGUCGUCGACACGAGCACCGUGCCGGCAGUGCUCGGGCACCCCGACUUCCCGCCGUCGCCGCCGCCAACGACCGUCGACCACCACUUUGAGUUUGCACGCAGCAACGGUGAGUGGCUCAUCAACGGCGUCGGCUUCAACGACGUGGCGCACCGCGUGCUGGCCAACGUGCCGCGCGGCACCGUCGAGGUCUGGGAACUCGAGAACGGCGGCGGCGGCUGGAGCCACCCCAUCCACAUCCACCUGAUCGACUUCCACGUCAUCUACCGCUCCAACGACGACGGCCGCUCCGUCUUGCCCUACGAGGCCGCCGGCCUCAAGGACGUUGUCUGGCUUGCCCCCGGCGAGACGGUCAAAGUCGAGGCCCACUACGCCCCGUGGGACGGCGUCUACAUGUUCCAUUGCCACAACUUGAUCCACGAAGAUCACGAGAUGAUGGCCGCGUUCAACGUCACGGCGCUGCUGGACCUGGGGUACACCGAGACAGCGUUUCGCGACCCCAUGGAGGGCCGGUGGCGGGCCGAGGCAGUGACGGCGGCCAAGUUCACGUCCACCGCCAUCACCCAGAAGGUGCAGUUCAUGGCAAGCCUGCAGCCCUACAACAAUGUGGACGAGGUCUUCACCAAGCUCGACGAGUACUGGGACACGCACACGUCUGCGCCGCCGGUCAAGAAGCGUGCUGCUGCCGGCCCGGCACCCGCGCCUCGUGCUGCUACCGGUGCGAAGACGCGCCGCAUGAGAAUCGACGGGGAUAAGAUCACCCAGGUCAGUUAGGCUCCUCUUGUGGCCUGGAUCAUGCGAAAUGGUUGGUACAUGAAUGACAGCAAAGCCUGAUGGAAUCGUUGUGUUACUGGGGCAAAGUGGAACAUCAUUAAGGGGGCAAAUAGGAUAUCACUGGAGAGCGCCAAGUAAACGUCAGGGUGCGGCAGGUCCACAGCGAGCUGUUCUCCUUGAACUCUUCUUCGCAUUUUUGAUCACGACAUUGGACGAUAUGAGACAAGACCGAGUCACUCGGCCCGCUCUUGCUUUCCCGCAUCUAUUGCGCGGAAUGAGAUG